Messenger RNA from Fomitiporia mediterranea MF3/22, 1636 nucleotides. RefSeq lists its product as uncharacterized. Bases 97 to 1065 code for a protein of 322 amino acids. The record is from RefSeq and is a predicted model, not a curated record. Gene Ontology annotation, cellular component: membrane. Lineage: Eukaryota; Fungi; Basidiomycota; Agaricomycetes; Hymenochaetales; Hymenochaetaceae. The transcript is spliced from 3 exons.
GCACACUCCAUCUCCCAUUGUCUGCUACUCCGUAUAGCGCAUACAGUGACAACUUUUUGGAUACACUUCUACUACAACAACUUACACAUCGCAGAAAUGUCUACGAUAUUCUCCGGCUCACUACAAGUCAAGAAAAAAGGUGACCUGCAGGAGAUUGCGCAGGCGCUAGGGAUAGACGACAGGGGCACGCGCGAAGUGCUGCAGGAACGGAUUAAGAAACAUUUGGAUGAUAAUAGCGGGGAGCUUGAGGGGGACCCGGCGUUUGCUGGACUAUACACCACUCGCGGUGGGAGGAGGCAGAGAAGUGUGCAGCCUACGCAUACGAGUUCGACGUAUGUUGCGGAGGCGCCGAAGUUUACGCCGAUUGCGGAGGAGAGGGCGAUGACUCCUCCGCCGAGUACGACUAUUGCGGAGAGUAGGGUGUCGUUGUCCCCGAUGGCGUUGGCUUCGCCUGCCAGGAGGUCGCCGAGGAACAUACCGCUCCCGUCGUCUCCGGCGAAGAGUGUUGUGGAGGAGGUGAAGGAGCAACCUGUACCUCAGGCUGCUCUUGGUGUGCAGAGAAACUUUGUGGGGAAUGUUUUGCAGAAGGUGGCUUUUACGCGUGCAUAUUUGUCGAAUAGUCGGAAUAUUUUCGUCUUGUCUACAGCUUUGGAAUUCUUGGCGAUCUUGUAUAACAUACAUGUCAACUCGGUCUUCCCUAUCCCACCGAUAUACACUUCAUCACAGCCUGCGUUGAGCGCGACUGCUUUGGCGACGAUGUAUUGGGGGAUCCCGACUAUCGUACUUCCAGCGAUUAUUGGUUACCUCGUAUCAUUCUCAUCCCCAUCCCCUGCUCCUCCUCACUCUCCCCCCUCUCGAGAGCAAUGGCAAUUCGACGUGUUGAGCGCGGCGAUCAUAAGGGUGGCGGCGAAUUUUGUGAAUGUUUUCCCGAAGAUGGUGUUUGUGGAGAAGAGGGAUGUAGAGGUUGCGAGGAGUUUGGAUGUGCUUGGGGUUAAGUGGAGGGUUGUUAGUUCUGGUGUUGUGCUUGCGUUUGCGUUUGCGGAGGCUGUUGUGAGAAGGGGGUAAGAGGUUUAGAUGCGGAAUUGUUAAGCAAUGUUGUUCGUGUUAAAGAACUUCCUCCUCGUUCCAAAGACGUCUCGUCCUUUUUAUAUUUAAUAUUCUCAUUCUCGUACUGCAAGAUCGCGCUGCCGUCAAUAAUGGUCUACCAUGCCCUAAGCGUUCUUUCCUCCUUGAUUUGGAAAUUAAAGUGUAUAGUAGCUCAUGUUUUGCUGUCGCGGAAUUGCUUCUUUCCUCUCUUUGAUCUUGUUUGUUUGUUUUUUGUUUAUCAUACGAUAGGGUACCUGUAGCGGUUUCUAUCUUAUACAUUCUACACUUCCUACCGUCUGCCGUUUACCGUCCAUUUCCUACCCCUUACAUCCUACCUUCGACUUUUACGUGUUGAUACUUUCUUUCUUUCUUUUCAUUCCUCGAUUUAUCCUCUCUUUCUUUAGUGUUUGAUUGCUUUGUGUGUUAUGUGGUUAUGUGUACAGUAUACGACGCUGCUCGUUCGACGUUGGUCUAGAUACCCUACAUGCGUAUGCGUAUGUAAUACUUAGUAGAUAGGAGAUGGGAGAUGUGGGUUGGUCGUGGAUAUGCU